UUUAAUGUCGACGUCUCCCAGGAAGACAACAUUUGAAGUUGUGCUUGACCAUACGCUAAAUGUUUUUUAUCAAACGCUUAAAUCCCCACAUGUGCCCACGACACAACGUAGAAUCGUUUUAUUUGCCAAGAAGAUUUUAAAAAGUAAUGAAAAGGCUCAAGAGAAACAAACUAAACGGGACGAAUGUACCUGUCACGAAAGAAGUGAACUGUGGGAAGAAGCAGAAGUUGACUGAGCUCCACCUGGCGUUAAACAGUGAUCCGGUGGACAUCGAGACCCUGAGGAGGGCUGCGGCCAGUCAGGGAGGGCUGCUUUCAAAUGAACUUCGCAGGAAAGUGUGGCCCAAACUACUCAACGUCAACGUAUAUGAUCUUCCACAUAAGCCUAGAAAAGAUGGACGAGAGAACCACAAGGACUACAACCAGGUGGUUCUUGAUGUCAGGAGAUCCAUGAAGCGCUUUCCAAAAGGUAUGCCGUCUGCGGAGCGAGCUGUACUCCAGGAGCAGCUUGUUGAUAUCAUCCUGGAGGUUCUGAGGUGCAACACACAGCUCAACUACUAUCAGGGCUACCACGACGUGGCCGUUACGCUGCUGCUGGUUGUUGGAGAGCGUAUGGCCAUCGCCAUGCUGCAUACUUUAUCCAAAUAUCAUCUCAGGGACUUUAUGGAUCCGACAAUGGACAGCACAAAGCAUAUUUUAAACUACCUGAUGCCUUUAUUGGAAGAAGUUGACAAAGAACUGCAUGACUUUUUGCUCAGAGCGGAGGUGGGAACCAUCUUUGCCCUAUCCUGGCUAAUCACUUGGUACGGACACGUCCUGUCCGAGUUCAAACACACGUUGAGACUGUAUGACUUCUUCUUGGCCUCACACCCCAUUAUGCCAAUCUACCUCGCUGCUACUAUUGUGCUGUACAGAGAGCAGGAGGUGAAGCAGACGGAAUGCGACAUGGCCAUGGUGCACCACCUCCUCUCUCGCAUCCCCCAAGACCUUCCGUACGAACUCCUGAUCGGCCAGUCCCAAAACCUGUUCAACCGCUACCCUCCAGCUGUGCUGGCUAAACGAGCUGCGCUACAAUCUAGUAAAAGCUUGUCCAUAAGCACCUUCAAGGCCUUUCAACAAUCAACCUUCCACCAGAGACCGGACUCGGUUCUCCAGCGUCUCACCAAGGCUCAGGCCACCACUUCCAGACAAGCUCGCCACUCGGUCCUGGACGUAGCUUUGCCCCAGGAUGGAGGCCAGCGGUGGGGGAAGGGGAGCAGGAUGGUGAAAAUGGCGGUCUGGGGGCUGUCAGCCACACUGGGGGCGGCCAUUUUUGCCGUGGCCCAGACGGCCAUGGAGUGGGCGCCCGACACGUUGUUACAGCUCUUCUGAUGGGCUUCUUCUUAGCUUCACGGCAAGGACUCAAACCCUGUAUCUGAGGCGGAAGUAGCUCCAUGGUUUAAAGUCCCACGGUUGGUCAUUACUGUGUGUAUGUGUGUGAUCCAUAUAUAUAUCUUUUUUAUGUUAGUGCGCUUGCGGGAAUCUCGGAAACCAAAAAGUGCCCUAAGGGGCAAAUAUCCUAAGGCCAAAUAACAUUUAAAAACUGAAAGCUUCUCAAUGUGGAUUAAGAGUGCAAAUGAGAAACGGGGGGUGCGCAAUUAAUUGUUGCAGUGUACUCGAGCAUAAUAAUAGAACUUUUUCAGAAAACGUUUGUAUAUUUGUCGAUUUUUAUGUUUUCAAACUGUUGAGCUGCACACCCCCCACACACCCACUAAAUAAAUACAUGAAGCUCUCACGUUGAAAUAUUAAGCAGGGUUGUGCCCAAACAGAACUUUUACUUAAUCCUAAUCAUAGACUAGCAAAAAUAUUGUAAUUAUCUAUAACGUGCAAUGAAAACAAAAUUUUAAAAAAUAAUUUAUUCCUCUGAAAAAGUAGUCUCUUGGAGGAACAUUCAAGAGUAUUAUCGUUUACUACAUCCAAAAAUUGAAUAUUAAUAAUACAGCUGUGUGUGUGUGUGUGUGUGUGUUAGCAAUGUAGCGAUUUCCCCAGCAAUGUCUGCUCCGUGUACCGACGUCUUCUGCUUUGAAAUAUUCAUCAGCUUUUGCAAGCUUGCGCCAGCUGCAUCUGUUAGCCCAAGUUCGCCUCGGCCUGCCUCGGCUUGGCCCUCCGCUCGGUUGAAACGGUGACUAUAAUAACGUGUAUACCCGUUUUUUUUUUUUUUCGUGGAGGACUUAUUGAUUUUUUUUGCGCCCCAUAAUGAACACGUGCCAGUUGGAUGCUCUGAUGACGGGCUGUUCUACGCUGUUGCAGUCCGUCAAAACAAAUCAAGAUGUCUCCUAAUCCCAAAAACUGGCAAAAACAACAUGCAGAAAACGUAGCAUUUAGCUCCUCGUAGUUUCACUCAAGUCUUUUAUGUAUCGCUAACCUGCCUUACAAACAAUUGCCAACUGGCAGAAAUAAUCAAGAAGAUGCUAUUAGUACUCAAAUUGUUAAAACUGUGAUCUAAAAAAAAAAAGUAGUCCUGUAGGUGUCGCCGAUGGGCCUCAAACUAUUGCUGAAUAUCAAAAGAAAUCAUGACAUGACCUCCUACAGCGUUGCUAAGCUUGAGGAAUUAUCAGUCCCCGUCAGUGUGUCACUCCAUUAGCUAGUUUGUUAGUUGGCCGCUUUUCUGCAAUAGAAAGCUUAUAGAGACUUUUAUUGUUAAUUACUUUAAUUAGGCGCUCGAUAAGUCAGCGCCUUGCAGGCCAGUUUGAAUAUUUUUUUUUAUGUUUGUGUCAGUGCUUUUUUUGCACAGACAUAUCGUUUUAAUUCGCACAGCCUGACUUUUUGUUGUAGGGCACCAUUAAGAUGUACUGAGGUCAAUAAAAGUGAAAAUGAAACCUAAUUAAAAAAUAAUGGCGCACAAAAGGUAUUUGAAAAUUUGGACAAAUUUGCCCCUGCUAACAAACAAGAAGACGUGUACGGAACAUUCAUUAUGCCAACGUGCUUUAAAUAAGUGUUUAUUGAAAGGAUAGCAAAAAAAAACCAUUUAAAAAAAAAUAUAUAUAUAUAUAUAUUUAUUACCGCAGCGCUUAUUCAAUGAUGCCAAAGAAUUCUUAUGUAUUAGUAGUACUCUGAAAUUGCACCGGUGCUUUCGCGUAAAGCAGUGAAUAAACAAUGAUUGAUGGUA
Molecule: messenger RNA, 3147 nt
Organism: Syngnathus acus (greater pipefish)
Lineage: Eukaryota; Metazoa; Chordata; Actinopteri; Syngnathiformes; Syngnathidae
Exons: 10
Coding region: 147-1370 (407 amino acids)
Biological process (GO): endoplasmic reticulum to Golgi vesicle-mediated transport; positive regulation of GTPase activity
Cellular component (GO): endoplasmic reticulum membrane
Molecular function (GO): GTPase activator activity
Source: RefSeq, a predicted model, not a curated record